Messenger RNA from Drosophila navojoa, 2879 nucleotides. RefSeq names its product Daxx-like protein (gene Daxx). The record is from RefSeq and is a predicted model, not a curated record. Gene Ontology annotation, molecular function: transcription coactivator activity; transcription corepressor activity; histone binding. Gene Ontology annotation, cellular component: nucleus; PML body. Lineage: Eukaryota; Metazoa; Arthropoda; Insecta; Diptera; Drosophilidae. Gene Ontology annotation, biological process: regulation of DNA-templated transcription.
CAGCAACAGCUUCAGCAGCUGCAGCAGUCAAAGCAAAGGGGAGCAACGCCCAUUAAACAACAGCAGCAGCAGCCGUCGAUGUCUGCGGCACAAGUGCAACAAAAGCAUGGUACGACACCAACAACCACCGUGCAACUGCAACAGCAACAUAAGCUGGCAACGGCAAUAUCUAUGCAGCAACAGCAGAAGCAGACUGCAUCGAUGUUGCAACAGCAGCAGCAGAAAUCCGCAGCAAUGUUGCAGGUGCAACAACAGCAACUGCAGCAAAAGCCGUCCAUUACGAUGUCAACGAUGCAGAUGCAAAUGCAACAGCAACAGCAACAACAGCAGCAACAGCAGCAGCUGGUAGCGCCGCCGCCUGCGCAUCAUGCGGCGACUCAGCUGGCCAAACUCACGCCAAUGCCCGUGUUGAGCAGGCAGAAUGUCGUGCUGCCAACACCAGCGUCGAUUAAUAGUGCAGCGCGCACACUGCCCUACAAAAUGAAGGCGACAACAGCAACACCUACGGCUGUAGUGACAACAGCUGCACCAACAGUGACAACAACAGCUCCAACUGCAUCUGCAACAGCAGCAGCAACAGCUGCUGCCCUGCGCAACGUUCAACAGUUUACGCCCAGCAGCAAUAGCAUCACAUCAGCUGGCGCCACGCCCCCUUUACGUUUAUUAGCAACGCCUCCGCAUUGCGCGGCAGCUUUAAAUGAGCCGCUGUUGCUCAAUUUACCUCCCACGACUAGCAUAACGCCGCAGCUGACGCCAACAACAACGCCACCACCAACAGCAACGUCAGCGACAGCUGCUGCUGCUGCUAAGAUUACCUUUCCAGGUGCAAGCAUUUCACCUGUCCCUAAGCCGGCGACGAAGCGCGUGCAGCCCAUCACAGUGCUCAAGAAGUCGGAUGAGGAGUGGCGGCGGCACAUAGCGCAACAGCAGCUCGAGCAGUGUCACAAGCCAAAAGAGCAGCCCAUCGCCACGCCUACAAUUGUGCUAGUCGAAUCGCCGCCCACUACGCCACCCACCGAGAAGGUGGAUAGCAACAGUUCCGCUCCAGCUGCUUCAACAGCAACCUCAACGCCGGCUGCUGCUGCUCCAGCUACAACCCGCCCGCCACUUGUGCCGGAGUAUGCGGCAUUGCUGCAGCUAUGCCGUGAGCUGGACAAGUCGUCGGAUAUGGAGCGAUUGAUUGACAUAAAGCUGAUUAAAUACUAUUACAGUGUCCACGAAAACUUUGUCCGUUCACGUGGCUUUCGCAAGCAAUUGGAACAGACCAUGGAGCGCAUGCGCAAUGAACCAGACAUGAUUUACGUGCAUCUCAAAUAUGUGGUAGAGGAGCUGAAGGUGCGACGUAAGGCAAAGGCUGUAGAGCUGCCACCUGACGAGCCGGAGGAGAAGCCAACACCAGCAGCAGCACCGGCAGCAACAGCAGCAGCUCCAGUGCCCACGCCAACUGCAACUGAGAUUAAAAAUACACAGCCGGCUCCUGCUGAUCCCGCGACUCCUGCUAGCACCGGCAACAAGCGUACCGAUGAGCGUAUUAGAAAAUUGAAUCGCACUCUGCAUACCAUUACGAAACGUAUUAGCGCUUUGGAGGAGGCGGAUGUUGAUUGGAAUGACGAUGAUGACUCCAGCUAUCUGCAGGUGGAGCGGUACAAGAAGCGCGCCUGUCAGAUCUAUGAGAAAAUCUGUGAUUUAACCGGUGAAAGCAAGAGCGCCCAUCGCCAGAUGAAGCAGCCCAUAGUAUUUAAGGAUACGCCAUAUCCACAAUUUAACCGCACACUCUCCGCGUUCGUCAAUCGCAUGCACGAAUUUCCCGAUUAUCAUGACGUUCUCCAGCUGCUGGAGCACUGCAACAAGGAUAAGAAUCUGGGUUUGGCUACGUUCGAAAUGAAGCGCAUAGCUCAUGAUGCCUUUGUCAAGGUGGGUCGCCUGCUGCAGGCUAGGCGCAAGACUGAUCUCUAUGAGACCGUGACACAUUUCACGGCCAAUGCCAAGGAUCCAGCUGCCUCGGAUGCGACACUGCUGGCCAAGCUGAAUGAGAACAACAAAAAGCAAACCAAAAUCAGUGACAUUUUAGAAAAAUUUGCUCGUGAGCAGGAUCUCACCAGCGAGGAACAGAGGGAGGCGAGGCUAAAGGAAAAACAGCUGCAAGCAGCGGCAGCUGCUGCAGCAGAAACAGCAACAACAGCAGAAACGGAAGCGGCAACAACAUCAGCACCUGUUGGAGAGGCAGCCGCGAAGCAUGAAGCGGUUCCAAAUGUGGACGAUGAGAAGCCGUGCACCAGCGCUCAGGCACAGGCGCAGGCAGCCCAACAAAUCGACUUAACGAAUGGUCUAGAAAGAUGCGAGACCGACAGUGACGAGGAGGAUGACGAGGACGACGAUGAAACGGACGAGGAUGUGGAUGCCUUUGUUGAUAAUUUUAAAGCAAACGGCGAUAUGAGCGAUGUUGAAUCCGAUACGGAGGCAAAUGCAGCACCAAAGACAUCUGCUGUUGCAGCAACGGCGGCUGCUCCUGUGAUAGUUAAUAAUGUAACGAGAGAAAAGACUGCUGCUACCAAUGAUAAUAAUAAUGCUGAUGAUAAUGUUGAUGAGAGUGCUUCAGCAGAGUCUGCCAAGGCAAUGCCCAACGGCAAGCUGAAGGAUACGCCUUCUGCUCAGAUGCUUAAGGUAAUGUCCGUUUCUAGUCUAAAUGCAACUGUAUCUACAACCAGCAACAAUAGCAAAAACGAUAGCAAAAGCAACAACAAUAAUGUUAGCAGCGCAGAGCAGCCGGCGGGGCAGCAGCAGCAGCAGCAGAAGAACCAGCAGCGAGAAAAGGAACAGAUCACAGAAAUUAUCAUUUCGGAUGAGGAAUCAUAAAUGUUCCUCCGCCUUCAUUUCCC